AUGGCGUUCUGGCAGGACUAUUCCAUCAAAGGACCAACCACAAAAUCCGAUGUUAACAGAGAGAAAGUUGAUGUCCUGGGCCUUCUGACUGGAUUAAUUGCUGCUGGAGUAUUUUUGGUUAUUUUUGGAUUACUUGGUUACUAUCUUUGUAUCACCAAGUGUAACAGGCAACAAUAUCCCAGUUCUUCAGCCACCUACGUAAGAAGGGGGAGGCACACUCCCUCCAUCAUUUUCAGAAGACCUGAGGAGGCUGCCUUGACCCCGUCACCCCUUGCGGUGGAGGACACAGGAUUACCUUCUUAUGAACAGGCAGUGGCACUGACCAGAAAGCACAAUGUUUCCCCGCCACCACCAUAUCCUGGGCCAGCAAAAGGGCUUCGAGUAUUUAAAAAGUCUAUGUCGCUCCCAUCUCACUAAGCCCGCCAUGGUGGUAUCAGAGAUACCUGUUAUUUGAAUGGUUCCUUUUCCCCAAACCAAAGAGACAUGUUACUUCAGCCCCUUUAUGACAAACCGCAAGGAGCAAAGAAAGAAUAAGCAUGUGUAUAUGACACCACAGCAGUUCUGUUGGCAUCUUGGACCUGAACUUGAUCAUUAUCGGCCUGGUAAGAAACUCACCAUUACCAGUUUGAUAAGAAACUUGGACUCCAUAGCUUUGCAGUAAAGAAGAGAGCACUUUUUUGUUUAUUUUAAUGGUUCAGAAAAUCUGUGUUAUGGAUGUCAUAGCUAGAACCGGUGAACUGUCUUUUGUACAGAUAAAGUUUGUAGAUUUCUUGUGUUGAAUAUUAAAAAAAAAAAGUUUCUGAUCAUUAGAUUAUCCGAAGUCAGAAUAUUAGACCCACUCUUUAUUAGGAUUUCUUUGUGGUUGGAAAUCUGUCACAAAAUUGGACACUUCAGUAUAAACUGGUGGCCUUAAUAUAAUCACUUCGUUUUACAUUUUAAAUUAUUGCAUAGCAUUCACCGUAUUUUGUAGGUUUUAGUUGUUAACAAUUGCUAUCAGUCAUGUUUUGUUAUGGGAGUGGAGUAAGUAAUUUAAAAGUCACUUGCUAGGGAGUGAGUUCUUCAGAGGGUACAGAGUUGCAAUGGCAAGGAUUUGCAAGGGUUGUUAUACUAUCAAAUAUAUAGGCUUCAAAUCUAGGAGUGACUAGAAUUUGAUAAAGUUGCCCAUGCUACUGAUGAGUAGACACAUCCAUUUUCAUUGCUAAAUUAUCUAUAUAUAACUACAUGUAAUUUUUUAUCUUGAAAAUAUGUUGAAGUUUAUAAAUAAUAGUUUGAGAACCUAGAAAAAUUAAUUUACUUUCCUGCUAUUAAAAUAAUACCAACUAAAGUUACCAGCAACCCCUUGUAUCUCUUAAUGUCUGGACCCAAAACACCAUAAGGAAUCAUUUUAACCUAUACUUUGUCUCUUCUUUUAAUUGUAUAUAUGACCAGUCUUCCUUAAGAAUGUAGUAGAAUAUAAGCUAUAAACCUCUGGAGGAGUGUGUUUGCACACAUUUACGUGAGUGGGUGUGGAUGUAGAUGUGAAUUUAUUUUCUCUUUUCAGGAACUCAAGAAAUAACAUACUCCUGAGAAAUAAAAGAAAAAAUUCUGUUCUUGUUGUUUUGCUAGGCAUUCAUUGCAUUUUCCUAUUAUUUAAGACCAUUUGUAAAAUUGUAUUUUGUUUUAUAAUUUUUACAGAAGUGAGACUAAAACCCACAUAUAUUUGGUAAUUCCUUCCAAUUAAAUGUUUAGAAAGUAUAAAUCAUUA
Leptonychotes weddellii (Weddell seal) is the source of this 1744-nucleotide messenger RNA. NCBI's taxonomy places the organism in Eukaryota, Metazoa, Chordata, Mammalia, Carnivora, Phocidae. The record is from RefSeq and is a predicted model, not a curated record.